This is a messenger RNA of Funneliformis geosporum, 1728 nucleotides long. The record is from the annotation of a GenBank genome assembly. Lineage: Eukaryota; Fungi; Glomeromycota; Glomeromycetes; Glomerales; Glomeraceae.
AUGCCCUUUACCUUCUCGCCGGCUUCUUUCUCUUUUCUAAAAAGUUCAACGACCUCACAGAGAGUUCGCUCUUUGGAGGGUUCUAACCCACUUAAAAGUAAUCGUCGUAGUAGUAAUGCUAGUAAUCUCACCUCAAAGAAUUUUCUUAGAAAACCUUCUUGGUAUAAAUCAAUAUUCGCUCGUAUACAUAACUCGAUGUUACGAUGGAAUGAUGAUGACGACAAUAGAACCAUUGUCACUGAUAAGACUUGCGGGACCGCUUUUAAUUCAAUAAUGCAUCAUGAUUUUUACGAUUUGCCUUUAUUAAACCAAUCUCAAAAUCCCAAUCCAUUACUGUCUUCAUCUAUUCCUUCAUUAACAUCAUCUGCCAACAUCUCUGAUGAGAGUGAAGACUCAAAAAGACUUUCUACCUCUUCAGUUUUUGAAAAAUACGCUCAAACUCCCCGUCAUUUCACAAAAGAAACUGAAGUAUUAGGUAAAGUUGGUAGAUUUACUAUAGUGAGAGAACGUGAAGAUUUUGACACCACUUACUUUGAUCAAUGUCAUUGUCAACAAAAACCUUGUCGUUUAUCUUUAAAUGGUGGUACUCAUCCUAUAUUAGAACCCGAAUUAUUAGGCCAAUUCCCCUUCCCAUAUCAUCAUGUCUCUUCUCACCCAAUAUCCAUACCGAUGCGACAUAACUCAUUGAAAGGUGUUGGCGUUAAUAAUGGUGGUGUUUCUUUACGUUCGUCAACUUAUUCUCAACAUUUAACGCAACAAGAUGCGCAACAAUUCGCAACGAUCGCUUAUCAACAGAUGCAAAUGCAAAUGAACUCGAAUAAUCGUAAUUCCUGCCCUUCAAUCUCAUCAUCAAAGUCUUCUCGUUCUUUUUAUUGUCAACAUACACCAACUUCCACAUCAUCAAGGCGUUCCUUACCUUCAUUGCAAAAACAAAAUGGUGUCAUUAAUGUUAAUAACAAUACUAAUAGUGCUUGGCCAAUGCCUAUGCCUAUUAUCGUUUCAAAAGUUGCAUCUGCCGCCGCCGCCUCUCCUUCCGUUUCUUGUCGUGGUGUUUUACCUCAAUCGGCCUCCUCCCCUAAUCUGGUACAUUUACACCAACGUUCAAAAGGUGAAAAUAUGUGCUACAAUAAAUCAACAAGAAUAAACAGUCGUAAUAUUAACAUUAUUAUUGGUGGUAAACAUUCGAAUCCUCAAAGUCAUCAUGGAUCUUACUAUUAUCCACAUUGUCCUUCUUCUGUGAAUAGUAAUACACCAUCAUUAAUGUUAAAAACAAAAAAAUCUUCGUUGAUAAAUAUGAAAGCGACCCAAGAGCAACAACGUAGAUCAUCAAUUCCUCCACCAUUAUCUCCAACAACUUCAACACCUACAACUCCAUCAAAGCUCUCUUUUUCGCAUCAUCAGACUUCAAACGAACCGCAUACUACAAUAAACUCUCAUAGUGGAAGAAAAUUUGAGGUUGAAUGGACAACAAAAACAAGUUCGUCUACAAGUUCUACAUCUUCCACAUCAUCGGAAACCGCCUCAUCUCCUUCUUCUACCAUAAGUAGUUUAUUUAGUAUGGCUUCAAGUCCUAGUACGAGUGUGAAUUCUACUACUAGUACUUUAAGUAGACAAUGUAGUACUUUAAGCAGUAAAUGUGGUAGAAAAUUUGAAGUCACCGUUCUCUCUUCUAAUCCAUCUAGUAAUGGUCUUAUAAACACCUCUCCACAUAGUACUACCAAGUGUUAA